AUGGACAGCCGAUUGGAGAGCGCUGAUAGUUACCCGAUAGAGGUGGUGCUCGUGCGGGGCCACUACGUGUCGUACCUGCCGCUGUGCAGCCGCAACGAGCCGGUGUUCCUCGCGGUGUGCACGCCGCUCGCAAUGCCCGAAACGCGCGAGUGCGUCGUGCACGGCGCCACCAACGUGUUCACGACCGUCCACGCGAUGGAUAUGAAGAUACUGCACAUAGACACCAAUAGCGAGUGGCACCUUGGAUGGGACAGGAGUUCUCUGCACGGCGUGAGUUGGUAUCACCUCCUACAUCCUGACUGCUGUAAGGAAGCCCAGAAUAAACAUCGAUUAAUAACUCAAUCGGAGCAGGAGCGAUCCUGCAUAGCGUUGUUGCGUCUGCAGCGCAGGUGCGGCCAAUUCCUCUGGGUGCAUACCGUCCUGCAGUUGAAGGACAACCUUGAGAACUCCCAGCGGCCAGUCAUCGUAUGCACCAACCAAGUCCUGAGCGAACAGGAAGCAGCCGUAAUGAAGGCAAACCCGUGGCUCUAUCAUUACUACGCAGUUCAAUCCAAACUUCACUACGGACUGGCUUACGAAGCAGCCACCAGGAUGUAUGGGCCGCCACCGCCAGAUAUACAAGUGUACCCACCUGCCAUGCAGUACCCACAGACGCCUCCGGUCUGCAUCAACGGGAAUCAGGCGGCUAUGAUGACCAACACCGGGCUCCAGCCUCACAUACCGCACAUUCCUCCACAUUUAACGCCAAUACACUAUACAUACGAAAGAACAGACAAUGGCCCAGUCGACUACUCUGUGUCAUUGCAAGAAAACAGGUAUCACAAUAUACGAAUGGAAGAUACCAGGAUCCAGCCUAACGCCAAAAGGAAAGUUAAACAAUCAGACGACAAAUCUAAUAUUCCUAUUACUAAUAUUUCUCCGCGGUUCUCAACAUCCAGCGGUAUUUCUGGUGGAGAAACGUUAAUAGCUAUAUCAGCAGGGUCUAUAGCAAGUCGUAGGCCAGGGUCGAAAAAUUUUAAUAUAACCGAAAACGACAUGCUCGAUCAGUGGAACCCUAGUCCAACGUGGUCAGAAUCAGCAUUGCAGAAAGUUCCAGACGUCUGUCAUCAAGAUCUUAGCCCGUACGUCACAACUACUCCACCAACCCCAUCUGGCACUCCGUCUGCAUACACACAAAACUAUAGUCACACUUUCGUCUUCGACUGGUCACCUGAACAGUAUGUUCCUCAUACUAACAAUAGAUGUAGCACAAUAACUACAGAAAGUUCCUAUCAUCAGACGUGGAAUAGAGGUCAUCGUACGACCUUUACUAACGCAGAAACUUCUAUCGAUGAGAACUGCAAUCCUAAUAGAAUAAGCCUACCAAUGAGGGUCAGUAGUCCAUCGUCUGAAUACAACAGUAGCAGAGAAGGGGAUAUUCUAAGAAGACAAAUUGAUCGGUCACAUCCAGAUUCACCAGGUGCCAAAAAGCCUGCAUUA
This is a messenger RNA of Iphiclides podalirius (scarce swallowtail), 1479 nucleotides long. The record is from the annotation of a GenBank genome assembly. NCBI's taxonomy places the organism in Eukaryota, Metazoa, Arthropoda, Insecta, Lepidoptera, Papilionidae.